UAUAAACAAUCUUUCCAUCAUACCCUUUCUCCCACUCAAACUCAAACACACCACGACACAGCCCUCCCUCAUCAUCUUCUUCACCACGACCCAAACUAUCUUUGAGCUUCUCCACACCCCGGCGAUACUUUGACAACUGUAGAAUUCCCUCACCACUUCAGUUUCGUGACCAUCAAUUGCACUCACGAACUCACGGGUUUUGGAGGCGAGAUCAUGUCGUUGUUUUUGCACUGAACUACAGUCCAUUUUGAAGUUGUCGUCGUGUAAAUUUGAGCUUCUCCACCCUUCAAUCAUCAUCUUCUUCACCACGACCAACAAAAAUUUGAGUGUCUCCACUCCUUCGGUUUUGGCAAGCCUGUCCACCCCUUCAGGUAGUUCUGAGUGCUCAUCAGCCAAGUCUACAACAAUUGUAGUUUUGCUAUGAUGGUUGGGAGCAAAGCAGAAGCAUCUUAAGAGAUAAGCAGAAUGAAAUACCUCAAGGGGCUUUCAUGUCAUCACCUUCACAUUUUUAAUGUCUGAGAUUCUUAGUUAUCAAGUUGGAGGAAAAGCCGAGAAGCACAUAAACUUGCUUGUGGACCAUUUGGCUGAAUGGUUAGAAGAGGAGCAUGGAAAGAACCUGAUUUUUCAUACUUUCACUAACACUUGAUGGCUAAUGUAUAGGGCUAUCCUCGAGGGGUUUCAGAAGCAUGAUCCUUACUUAAUGGGGAGGAUUAGAGGCUGCAUUGUGGAUUCUGCACCUGUUGCAGCACCUGACCCACAGGUAUGGGCUUCAGGUUUCUCUGCUACAUUUUUAAAGAAGAAUAGUGUGACAACAAAAGGAGCCAUAAGCUUGAAUGCGUCGGGAACUGGAGUUUUGGUUGACACCAAGGAAGCUGUGGAACCAAAACCAGCAGUAACUGAAGCAACUUUGAUGUUGGUUUUGGAGAAGUUUUUUGAUGUGGUUUUGAACCUUCCGGCGGUGAACAAGUAAUUUAUCACAAAAAUCACUACCAAUGAUUCGUUAAUUAUUAUCAUAUGCCUGUUUAAUUGAAGUAUAUGUGUUCUCCUUGAUUAAGAAAUGAAUUUCAAGUUACAAUA
Molecule: messenger RNA, 1077 nt
Organism: Humulus lupulus (European hop)
Lineage: Eukaryota; Viridiplantae; Streptophyta; Magnoliopsida; Rosales; Cannabaceae
Exons: 3
Coding region: 653-970 (105 amino acids)
Source: RefSeq, a predicted model, not a curated record